GGCCAAUUGGCUCUGAAUCCAGCGGACUAGGGAAUCCCUAAACUACUUUUGAUCUUCUUUUGCGACAGGGAAUCCCUUUCCUUCUUCUCGUUAUUGCUCGAGAACCCACCCAAAAGCUGCCCUUUCUUGUUACACUUGCAGGGCCGCCAUCUUUCAUCACAACAUGACAGAUUAAAUUGACGAUACAAAACUGGGUUUUGGCUCUCUUUUGUGGCUGCACAAGUGAAGAUCCAAUUUUGUAAUCUAAGUCUAAAGGAUAGGGGGAUUAGGCUAUGCAUGAUACUUCUUUGAAUGCGAAGAGUUGCAGAGAGAUGAUAGCCAAGAAGCUAUAUUGAUCAACAAUGGAACUUUAACUGACCGGCCUCUAUUCCUCAAGCUUAGACGCUGGCAAUGGUGGCUUUUGGUGGCCCUUAACAUCCUCUUUCUUCUUGCUGGUCAAACUGCUGCUGUUAUUCUCGGAAGAUUUUACUAUGAUGAAGGUGGAAAGAGUAAAUGGAUGGCUACCCUUGUCCAAACUGCUGCUUUCCCAAUUCUUCUCACCCCAUAUUUUUUUCUCUGUUUCUCAAAGGAUCCUUUCACUGCUUCCACUACUCCUAUUGGCACCAUUUCCGUACUCUACUUUGUGCUUGGAGUAACCAUUGCAUUUGAUAAUUGGCUUUAUUCUGUUGGACUAUUGUACCUCUCUGCCUCUACUUAUUCCCUCAUUUGUGCAACCCAAUUAGUAUUUAAUGCUGUUUUUUCUUUCUUUUUCAAUUCUCAGAAGGUUACCGUACUAAUUCUGAAUUCCAUAAUCGUCCUUACAUUAUCUGCUUCUCUCAUUGCGGUGAAUGAGGAUUCUGAUGCACCAUCAGGAGUCUCUAAAUGGAAAUACUUUCUCGGUUUCCUCAGUACACUUGGAGCUUCUGCUCUUUACUCUUUGUUGCUUUCCCUCAUGCAACUUUCAUUCCAAAAGGUUCUCAAGAAAGAAACUUUUUCUGUGGUUCUGGAAAUGCAAAUUUAUACAGCACUGGUAGCCACUUGUGUUUCAAUUGUAGGCCUUUUUGCCAGUGGUGAAUGGAAGACUCUUCAUGGAGAAAUGAAUGAUUUUGGUAAGGGGAGAGUCGCUUAUCUGAUGACUUUGGCUUGGACGGCUGUGGCUUGGCAAAUUUGUUCAGUUGGUGUUGUGGGAUUGAUUUUUGUGGUCUCUUCUCUGUUCUCCAACGUCAUUAGUACUCUCUCCUUGGCUCUUACUCCUAUUGCUUCUGUGAUAGUCUUGCAUGACAAGAUGAAUGGUGUAAAAAUAAUUGCUUUGCUUCUUGCUUUUUGGGGUUUUGCCUCUUAUAUCUACCAGAAUUAUCUCGAUGAUCUUGAGGCCAAGAAAACACAAGCUGAGGUCAAUGAGGCUGUUUAGAAUUCUUGUCUAUUUUACACCUGGUUGUUGAUUGCAAAUGUGAAGCAGGAUUUCUCUGUGCUGAUUGCAGCAGAGUAUUGAGGCUCACACUUUGGUGACUUCAUAUGGUAAGAAGAAGAAAUUAUGAGAGAUUGCAGGGAUGAAUUUUCAUUGUUAAGAGUUGCUGGGUUUAGGGAAUUCCCAUCCAAUGCUUUCAACAGGUUCUCUCAUUCAGCCCUGGUGGUUCAGUGAUAGUAUUCAUGACCUGAUCUGUCCCAUGGGGCAUUUUUUUCAUAUCCAUUAUUGUUUUCUCAGGGAACAGGUAAAUAAGUUUUCUCUAGGAGCUAUUGGUCUUGUCACUGUAAUUCUUGCACAGUUCUACAGUGCCUUUUACAUUUUAUGCAAGAAGUUACGUUUGAUCUU
This is a messenger RNA of Diospyros lotus (date-plum), 1792 nucleotides long. Its product is annotated as probable purine permease 11. NCBI's taxonomy places the organism in Eukaryota, Viridiplantae, Streptophyta, Magnoliopsida, Ericales, Ebenaceae. The record is from RefSeq and is a predicted model, not a curated record. The transcript is spliced from 3 exons. Bases 497 to 1390 code for a protein of 297 amino acids. Gene Ontology annotation, cellular component: membrane. Gene Ontology annotation, molecular function: purine nucleoside transmembrane transporter activity.